Molecule: messenger RNA, 1079 nt
Organism: Wasmannia auropunctata (little fire ant)
Lineage: Eukaryota; Metazoa; Arthropoda; Insecta; Hymenoptera; Formicidae
Gene: Hus1-like
Product: checkpoint protein HUS1
Exons: 3
Coding region: 203-1024 (273 amino acids)
Biological process (GO): telomere maintenance; mitotic intra-S DNA damage checkpoint signaling; meiotic DNA integrity checkpoint signaling
Cellular component (GO): checkpoint clamp complex; site of double-strand break; nucleolus
Source: RefSeq, a predicted model, not a curated record
UUGUGUUUUCUUUGACAAGUGAAACAAAAGUCACAGUAUAUAUUUAUUUAUAUAUAUUAUAGGUAUUCGGUGACGGUCGACAUGUGCGCCGCGCCAUCGGAGAGUUUUUCGCGCGCCAAUUUUACAUCCUCACUCUCUUUGACACUUGCAAGAAGUGUCAGGUGUCCGCGAUAAACGGAUGACUUGAAAGUGAUGAUCAGAAAUGAAGUUCAAAUGCAGAAUGGUGGACGCGGGUGCCAUGCGGGAUUUUACGAGUAUCGUUAAUACUAUAUCCCGAAUGGCGAAGUACUGCGUGCUGCGAUUGACGCCGGACGAAUUGUGCUUCAACGUCGGCGACGAGCGUAUACCCGUGCUCUGGGCGGUGCUAUCGCAGCAGCACUUCUUCGCGGAGUACGUUAUGUGCGGCGUGUCCGAGCAGGAGAACGAGAUCUACCUGGAGUUCGACGCCUCGAUGUUCGCCAGAACCUUUAACAGCCUGAAAAUAACGGCAAGGAGCGCGAAAAUUAAAUUGACGAACAAGCGGCAGCCCUGUCUGACGUUCGAGAUCGACCUGACCUCCCUGUCCGUCGACUCGCGACAGUGCGUGCACGACGUGCCCGUGAAGCUCAUACCUCGCAGAGAGUGGCCGGAGCAUAAAAUGCCGGACAUUCCCGAGUUCGAUGUAACGCUGGAAAUACCGCAGCUGAAGUAUAUACGGCACAUCGUGGAGAGAAUGAAGAAUAUGAGCUCUCAGCUGACGAUAAUCGCUAAUAAAUGUGGUGCACUGGUGCUAAAGGUCGAGGUGGACUACGCUACCGUGUCCACUCACUUCAAAGAACUGCAAGUUUGGGAAGCUGGAGAGGAGGACACUGGCGAUAUUUCGGCGACUGUUGCCAUAAAGAAACUCGCCAUGUUCCUGGGUUGGGACAUUCUCCACCCGGAUAGCGUCAAGUGUAACUUACUGCAGGAGAAGAUGGUGAAACUAACUCUAGAUGUGGGAGAUCACGUUAAGAUGCAUUAUUUUAUACCGGCCAUUGCCUCUUGAGAAAAAGAACUUGCAGUAUUACUUAAAUGCAAAAUAUAUUUUUUCACAAUUUCCA